Messenger RNA from Spodoptera exigua (beet armyworm), 2407 nucleotides. Lineage: Eukaryota; Metazoa; Arthropoda; Insecta; Lepidoptera; Noctuidae. The record is from the annotation of a GenBank genome assembly.
GUCAUCAGUGUUGACAUUUGACAUUUUGGUGGAGAAUCUUUGUUUUUAGUUUCUGAAAUUAAAUAUUAUUAUAGCAAAAAUAAACACGACAAUGUGUUAGAAAGAAAGUUUAACGAAAAGUUAGUGUUGUUUUCUUUUAUUUGCAGCAGUUUACAAUGCAUGUCAUGCAAAUCUUUUGUCAAUAAAAAAAUAUUAAAUUUUCGCACAAAUCGAGUGGGUUUUUAGUGACAAUAUUAAAAAAUGAAGCCUGGAAAGAGUGUAGAUGUUAAGGAGGAGAUAGCAGAAGUGCAUACGUCUGCUCGCUCACCGUCUCCAAUACAGAAAUCAAAAAGAUCACGAAGUCGGUCGGGUUCGCGAAAAAUGUCAAAUGGUCAUGCAGUUCCCGAUGAAACUCCGGUCUCCGAAGAACCUACCGGUGAUAAAUCGAAACGAGACAGUUGGAUUAAAUCUGAACACGAAUCCCUCGACACGGAACUACCAAUCCAUGAUCAAAUUAAACAAGGAAUUCUUGGUUUUGUUGAAAAAGAGUUGAAAAAUUCGGACAAGAACCCGUCAUUUGUGUUCUAUUCCCAUGAUCCUAAUCAUAUGGAUGAGAAGUUUAUGAAGACUUUGUCUAGACCUUCGAGUGGUCAUAAGGAAAAGCGGAGCCCUUCAUAUCGUAAAAAGAAACGGCAUUCUUCAAGACAUCGGGAUAGAGAUCUACAUGAUUUUGAUAUACCUGGGUCUAGUCUUAGUGCCUUGGAAAGGGUGGAUGACUACCUCAAAGAGUACAAAAGAGAUGAAGUGGUAACUCUAAGCGGAGAACUAGAGAUUGAGAUGAACGAUGUGGAGAACAAUAAUGGUAUAUCUAAGGAACUACGUAAUAAGCCUCGGAAGACCAGAAGGAAAGUUAGGGAGGAGAGACAGGACAGCAGUGCCAACGGACGAGAUGUCAGCCCUAAAGUGUUUAAGAGUACUAAGAAUAAAACCGGGACAAAGCCAGUACGCCCAACAGACUUGACAACCAUGUUGGAGUCUCUAGAGUCCAGUAUGCCUUAUCAUGACCAGUACAUUGACAAUCCAUUCUCAUCACCAUCACCCCUGACUUCACCCAAUGAUGAGAGACUGGAUCCAUUUGGGUCUCGUAGACCGGAGAAGAUAUACCUCCAGGGUGGUGGGACUUUUAGAGCGGUUUCCAGAGAUAGAAUAUUGGAGUCUCAACAAUCAAGAGACGGUGAUAAGUAUUUAAGACUGGGCGACUUAACUCCUUUAGACGUGGCAUUAACAUUACAAAAAGCCUGGCGUUCCUCGGCUCCAGCUUGCCACGGAGUGCUGGGAGGUCUCUCAUUGAUGCACCUACUCCUCAUCAGCUACUCCGAUGGAUUAGAUGCUGGACAUCUCUCGUUUCAUGCAGUCGUCACCAUGCCUUACGUCGCUACUUAUUAUUUCUUUUGCGUUCUGUGUCUAUUAUCUGUGUUGGAUAGAUUGGAUGUGACUAGUUUAGACCUGACCAGAGGUCUGCAGCCGUACUUCCAACCUAUAGUCCUGGUGAUGCUAUACACAGCGUGUCUGCUAGUCUGUACUGCAGCCAGGAUGUAUGAUGAGCUGAUGGUCUACCAGUACGCACCGUUAGUCAACAAUAUCACAAGCAACGUUACUACUCCAACAAUACCAACGUUCUACCACACUUGGACGCAUUUUUCAAUAUGGCGCGCAGUCCUAUCGAUAUUAGGUCUGGUGUACUUCAUCAUAUCCAACCCUCAAGAUUUGGUCUUCACUAAUUUAAGCAAGUUAUUACAAUUUAAGCAUUCCCUUCAAAGUAUUGGAUGAUUCUCCUUAAUACCGCUUAGUUUAAGGUAGGUGCGUAACUAAAAGUCUUGCCACGGGUUUAUAGUCUUAAUUCCUUAUAUAAUAAGCGCCUAUUUAACCACCUUCAUAUAAGUUCUCUAUAAACUGAUGUGGAACAUACAUAGAUUAUACAAAUUACGUUCGCUAUUCAAAUUUAUACUGUACAUAGGGGCUUUUUAGACAUUGUGAAACAGGCUCUAAAUAUAUUUAACGGCUUACUCAUAUAAGUUUUCGACGAGUUGACUCGACUCGUUUCGUGACUAUGAGUUCUAGCGUGGCUAGAAACUAGUCGGGUUAGCUUGUCAAACAGUAAACUGAAUGUCGUUAUUGUUCAUAUCAACAGUUUUUAGCUUUGUAGGGUAAUGAUCAUAGUCUUGAAUGUCAUUUCUAACGAAAAGCACAAAUAAAUAACCAAAGAAAGGAAGAAACCAAAUAAAACCAAUAAAGGCUAUUAUUCUGUUUUCUAGUGGGUAUUUAGAGAAACUAAAGAAAUUAUCUUUUGAAUGCGACUCUGUAUUUUCUUCUAGUCACAUAUUGCAUUUAUUGAAUGACAUACUUGAAGUAUUAGUUUUAAUUUACA